Synchytrium microbalum is the source of this 2064-nucleotide messenger RNA. RefSeq lists its product as uncharacterized. The coding region runs from base 1 to 2064 and encodes 687 amino acids. Gene Ontology annotation, molecular function: transcription coregulator activity. Gene Ontology annotation, cellular component: Z disc; nucleus. The transcript is spliced from 6 exons. The record is from RefSeq and is a predicted model, not a curated record. NCBI's taxonomy places the organism in Eukaryota, Fungi, Chytridiomycota, Chytridiomycetes, Synchytriales, Synchytriaceae.
AUGAAACAAGGAGCGCUCGAGUACGAGACAAGGCCCUCUGGUGCUCGAUGCCGGAAAUGCGGCCAACGUAUCAACGAGUUUGAAGAUCAUGUGUGUUUGCCACAGAAGGAGCGACCACAGGCUCCAAAGAAGGUCAAGAAGCGAUACAUUGAAGAUGGUCGAGGACCCCCGAACGACUAUACACCAGGACGCACGCCAAAAAUGGGAGCAUCGCCACACAGUCGAGGCUACGCAGCCCCAUUAACACCACCAGAAGACCACUCGCUAGGAUACGACGACUCCCCACCUCCGUCAUAUAGCAGCGGUGGCAACGGCCUCAGUCGCUCGAAAUCGAAAUCAGACAGAUCUCGAGGUGCUGAUCGUGGCGAUCGUGAUCGUGCAGGUGAAGACCUGGAACGCUCACCAUCCGAAAAAUCAAACAAUUCCAAACAACGUGCCGAGCGUCACGAGGGACGCAGACGAAACAAGUCUCGUGAUCGUAUGAAUGAAAUGAUGAUGAAUAAUUAUGGAUAUCCUAAUGCUAGCGGAGGAUCAUACCCGUAUGGACCUGGUGUGUCGAGUGGAAGCGGUGGUGGAGAGAAUUAUAUGGAUUGGUAUGCGGCACAGGGAAAAGCGUAUGGUGGGAUGGGUAUGAUGGGCCCGGGAAACGGGAUAUCGGAUUGGGAUGAUGAUGGUAGUGGGAUGGCGUCUUCUAUGUUACGGUUUACGCCGGUUGAUGAACUCGUGCCGAUGGUCAAGAAUAUGGAUGCGGGGACGUCGGUUUGUGCGGGGUGUAAUGGACGUAUAUGGGAUCCGAAUGAGGCUUUUGAGAUUGAGUCCAUGCAGAAACUAUAUCAUGAGACGUGCUUCAAUUGUGUUAUUUGCCGUAAACCAUUCUCUGCUGACUGUCCAUAUAUUCCUCAUGAGGGAAAAGCAUACUGUGAGGCUGAUUAUGAAGCGCUCUUCCAAACUUGUGCUCAUUGUAACAUGCCGGUCCACGACAACCCUGUACACGCCCUCGGCAAAGUCUUUCACGAAAAGCACUUGAGAUGUGGAGAAUGUAACAAACAGAUCACUGGAUCAGUCUUCGAGCAUGAUGGACAGGUUUUGUGUCCCGAGGACUAUACUCGUCUUGUAUCUUCCACGUGCCGCAAAUGCGAUCGUAAAAUUGACGGAGAGACAGUAGUAGCCAUGAACAAUACCUUCCAUCGUGAAUGUUUUACAUGCAAUUCUUGUGGCAAAGGGUUUCCUGACAAGAGCUUUUAUGUAUUUGAAGAACUUCCAUACUGUAAAUUUCACUACCACGAGAUGAAUAAUUCGCUUUGUGGGUAUUGUCAUAAACCUAUUGAAGGUCCAUGCGCCGAAGUAUCCGAACUGUCAAAGCGCUUCCACCCGGAAUGCUGGGUCUGUAACAUAUGCUCGACUCCACUGACAUCUACAUACUAUUCAUACAACGGAGAAGCAUACUGUGAAAAGGACAUCAACCGAGUAUACAACCCAUCCAAAUCAUCCGGCAGUGGCAGCAACGGCUCACGAUCAGAACGUCCACCAGAACGUCGUGAACGUCAUAAAUCCCGUGAUCGAGAAAUGCCGACCCGUAAAGGAAGUAACCAUGAGCGAGACGCUGAUAUGCCUGUACGGAAGGGAAGCAAAAGCUCAUCGCAUCAUGACAGAGAUGCUGAUAUGCCAAUACGUAAAGGGUCGCAUCAUACCGAGAGAGACGGCAGUGAUGUGCCGUCGCGUAAAGGAUCCAACCAUGAACGACAUAUGGCUGAUGAUGUUGGACCGUCGAUGCCGAGGGAGCGUAGACCGUCUGAUCGUAGUGAUCGUGGUGAACGUGAGAGGGGAGAUAUGCGGGAACGUAAACCAAGUACUGGACAUCGUGACAUGGAUGAAAAGGCUAUGCGUGAUAAGCCGGAACGGAGACGAGAUGCUAGUGAACAUAGUAGUCGUAGUAAACAUCGAGAUGAUUCGGAGCAUGGAUCGGAGAGGUCGAGAUCUGAUGCUGGUGUCAAGAGGUCUGGUAGUCAUCGUAGACGGGGGCCACCGGAAGCUAUAAGGCGUCCUGUUGAGGUUGAUCGUUAA